UUCUACUUAUUGCUUCGGGAAAAGGGGAUGUAAGCAGCCAAUACAACGAAGUUUGAAUGUAGAAAUAGGACUUUGACAAGAAGAAUAGCCACAAAAGUGAAGCUUCAUAAGCAACACAUCCGUCAAGGCUGUUGUAUACAUGUGCAAUGCAAAACAGAGGAAAAUCGGAUUAAAACUCUUUUUUUUUUUAAAUUAAUCAAAUAUACUUAUCCUCGAGGACAUCUACAGCUGCAUAGGAACACUGAAUUUUCAGGUGCGUGAACUAGAUAAACAUAGGAUAGAAGCUGAAUGCAUUGUCACGUUGAAUCGUUGUGUGAACUGAAUGUGUAAUAAUAUCCGUGUACAUAGCACACAAACAAAAAGGGAAAUAACUUGACCAGGGUAAUUCACUCACCCGAGAGAAAAAUAUCUUGGUCAUAUUUAUUUAUUUCCUUAUUUACAUGUUUAUCCACUACAAACUGAUAUCGUGAAAUAUUUGUAAUACCUUAAAAUUAGCUUUAAAAACGAAAUACAAUAACAUAUAUAUAUAUAUCAAACCUUAACAUAGCAGUGCAGUAAUUAGUCUAACCCUGAAUAAGACUGGUUCCCCUACGGAAUACUACCCUACUCAAAUAAUGCAAUGCUUACCUGCAAUCUCAAAAAAAGUACGUUUGUACGAAUCCAAGUUGGCUGGGAAAUUGAUAAAGCGCGCAGCCAUGGAUGCUAACAAACGGCAUAUCAUCCGAGCAGCUCUCCCUGUCGCUGACUUUGAAAUCCCAAGAGACUCUCCGACAAUGUUGUAAAACGAGCCAGUGGCGAGAAAUCUCAGGGCGGCGAGGACUUGUAGCAAAGGGGGUAGGGAACAAUUUCGAUGGGUCUGUCUCUGUAAAUCAUCAAAUACUAAGCCAACAAUCCACAGAAUUGUAUCUGGACGAAACCGGAACCGAAUGAAAACUUCAUCACCUUCCAAAUCCUCUAGGGGAUUGGAUCUAUCUUGAAAAAUCCGGGGCCGGGGCGCUCUUCUUCUCCCACGGAUGAUGUUAUACGGAUUCAAUCGGGCAGCUGCGGAAGCCAUAUUGAAAGUGAGAAGAAAAAAAACGGAGUUGAGACACCUUUCCAGCGAUCUAACUUUCUGAGCUCAUAAGUGAGAUCAAACUAGAAAUAUGAGAUUGAGACUGAGACGAGAAUUUUUUAUGGCACACCAAACUUGAGACUGAGACCGAAAUCUGAGACGGUCUCAGAUUUUGGUCUCAAAAGUGAGCUAGCUAAGUUUUAUGGCCCCGGAGCCAGAACUUCAAUGCCAAACUUAAUACAUGACCAGAUUGAGAAUUACUUCCUGUAUAGAAUGGCAGAAGACAAACAGAUGUCAUCAGACAUUAAAGCAAUGGAAAAGGGCAAAGACCUUCUGUCAGGAGGAAGAAUAUUUGCUUGUAGCAUACUGUCAGAAGAUACACAUAUUUAUUUAGCAGGAAUAGUUGGUGCAGCAAUGAAACAAAAGGUAUCCUACAAUUUUAAAAUUGGACUGGAUAAAGUUAAUGGAGAUCCUCUGAAUUCCCAUUGUGAGUGUCCUGCAGGCAAGGAACCUCAUGACACAUGUAAGCAUGUUGCUGCAGGUUUACUGAUGAUUGAGGAUUUUAUUGGAAAGGGCAUGCUAGCCAUCAGAAAAGGGUGUACAGACAACCUUCAGAGCUUCCAUGUGCCAAAGAAAAUGUAUGAAGGUAAACCAUUAGCUGCUGAGAAAAUCCCAUGGAAGAGAAAGAACACUGAUGAAAUGCUGGAGGAUCCUAGAAAGGAAAAAUAUUUGAAAUAUACUUCAGGAUAUUCCAGUUCUGUGUACAACUGUAUGGUGAACUACUGUUCCAUGUCUUCUAUGAAUAUUAUAAUGAGAUACUCAACUCCUUCCACUAGUCUUCAGGUUGCUAGCAGAGAUCAUGAUUACCUGCAGCUACCCUUUACAGAGCAUCUUGUUGACAAAGUUGUUGCUGUACACAUUUCUGAGUCAUCAACUGUUCCUGAUCACUGUCGAGAGUUUGCCCUUAGUGACGAACCAGGACCGUUUGGCAGGAAAUGUGAACACAAACAUGAUAUGGUGUGCAUUAACUGUGAACAAAUUCAUGAAUUACUUUCAUCUAUCAGCAGCCUAAUUUCAGAAAGUAACUUGAAAGAAAAAGAGGAGAACAGAGAUGAUUACGAAUAUAAGCUAGCUCAAGCAAAGUGUAACAUCUCUAACUGGAAGACACACAUUGUAAGAACUAACCAUCAAGAGAAGGCCAAGUCUGAUAUCAUGGCUAACAUGGGGCCCAAUGAAGUUAUUUUAGUUCUUGAUUGGGCGAUGAAAUAUCUUCCUAGGAGAUACAGAGAAGACCAGAGCAAUUGGUUUGCCAAAAGAGGUCUGUCGUGGCACAUAGGGGUUGCUUUUAGAAGAAGGGAAACUAUAGAAAGUUUGGCUUUUAUUCACAUCUUCUGUGGUCAAAUUUCUCAAGACUCCAAUGCAACUAGGUCUGUUAUUCUUGAUAUAGUUGAAGAAAUCAUAGUGUCAGCAAAGUCCAUUUAUGGUCUGACAGUGCAGGAUGCUACAAAAGUUCUGAAACAAUCACUGCUUUAUUCAGGAGUAGAGCCAUAGACACCUAUGACUUCUGUGAAGCCCAGAGCGGAAAAGGGGCAUGUGACAGAACGGCUGCAAUGCCAUAUGACAUAUUUACUUUACUUAUCCUACAUUUCUAUGCCCCAUUCAAAGCAAGGUGCUAAAGGUAACACAUAUGUAAAAGAAAGAAAUGACAAAAUCAGCAAAAGAAUAGAAAUAAUCUAUACAGAAAAAGUAUGUACAUACUUUCUCUGAAAAUUAAGUGAUCCAUAUGGGAGCCGCCAUUGUUUGGUUUUGUUUGGGUUUUUUUGUUGGGUUUUUUUUCUGUUCAUUAGAUGCUUCAAAUUCAUAUGGCAGCUGCUUCCUGACAUAGUGCAGAUUCAAGUUUAGAAAAAUCAUGGCUCCGGGGAGUAGGUUGGGGCCACAAUAGGGGAUCAAAAUGUUAUAUGUGAAUAUAUAGGGAAAAUAUUUAAAUAUGUCCCAAGUUGACUCAGGUGAGUGAUGUGGCCCAUGGGCCUCUUGUUUUCAUAUUGCAUUACAAAUAUCAUAUUGGGCAGGACAUUCAUGUCCUAUGGACAUAUUUCUAGUUACAUCUUACAUGCCCUUUGAUGUUUUCAGAGGUUUUGUAUAAAAUAUCUUAUACUGUUUUUAUUGAUUGUAUAUUGUUGAUCAUCCCUCGCAAGAAUAUUUCACUCAUAACAAAUUUAAAGAUCUAGCACACCCAUGUAAAUGCUUGAGAUUCUAAGCAGUUUUCUCCAUGUUCAAGCAUGUUUGUUGUUUUACAGGCAAAUUCAUUCCUUAUUGUACAGAAGAAACAGUUGUGCCACCCUCACUUGAAGUGUUCGAAAAAGCAAGAGAUACUAUAG
Molecule: messenger RNA, 3429 nt
Organism: Ostrea edulis (European flat oyster)
Lineage: Eukaryota; Metazoa; Mollusca; Bivalvia; Ostreida; Ostreidae
Exons: 6
Coding region: 1277-2602 (441 amino acids)
Molecular function (GO): zinc ion binding
Source: RefSeq, a predicted model, not a curated record